Molecule: messenger RNA, 2285 nt
Organism: Saccostrea echinata
Lineage: Eukaryota; Metazoa; Mollusca; Bivalvia; Ostreida; Ostreidae
Exons: 1
Coding region: 4-2025 (673 amino acids)
Source: RefSeq, a predicted model, not a curated record
GCCAUGCAGCGAAUAUCAGAGUCAGUGUUCGUGGGACUGUGUCAUAAACUUGGAACAGCACAACAGGUGGCCAUGAGGAGAGAUAUAAUGGAAAUCAUUGAGAUGGUAAGGAAUCAGAAAGCGGCUGCAAUAAGUGGUUCUACGGGUUCGCUGUUGAGUGGAAGUCAAAGAGAAGGAUUCAGACUGAAAGAAUCAGAUUAUGACAUGAUGCUAUGGCCAGAUAAUCACCGUGUGAUCUGGGAAUUAUCUCAGUCUCGGCAUUACAACACACACAGACAAACACUGAUCCUCUGUGACUGUUCUGAUAGUCCACCAGGAUUCACUUUGCUAUAUUUACUGUCACCAAGCAUUCUCAGAAAAGUCCAGUAUGCUUGUGUUAGAAUGAAUAAUAGACAGUAUAUAUCUAGUUCCAAAUACAGACAGAUCGUGUGUGCCCUACCCACUUCAGAGUACCUUUCUCCACACGGACCAUGUGCCAGCGGAUCUAUUGGACCACUUGAAUAUGAUAUUGCCCAUUGUUUUGUUAGUGACUUUUGGCCUCCAUCUGCCUCUUCUUGGAAAGACAGAUGUAACUCAUGGCCCCAUCCUAAUAUUGUUGAUGAUAUUGUACAAAAUGGAUGUCACUUUGUAGCAAUAGGACAUAAACUAGGAAGAAAUGAAGGCAAUGAAUGGAGAAUUUCUUUCUCUCUGGCAGAAAACAAACUUGUGUAUGCCAUGAACCAUUGUCAGUUCUUAACCUACGGUUUACUUAAAUUGUUUUUAACGGAAAUAAUUAACAACGGAUUAAGUGCUGGUAAUAAAUUAUUGUGUUCCUAUCACAUGAAGACAGCAGUUUUCUGGGUGAUUCAACAAAAUACAAUUCCUCAUUGGUGUCCACAAAAUCUCCUUGAGUGUUUCUGGGUCUGUUUUAAGCUAAUCCUUAAAUGGGUGUAUGAAGGAGUCUGUCCAAACUUUUUUAUUCCUGCUAAUAACAUGUUUCUGGGUAAUAUUCAUGGUGCAGCACAAAAACAUUUAUUCAUUAGAUUACAUGGAUUGUAUGAGAAGGGUUUUGUAUUCCUGCUACACAGUCCCUCUAUUAGAUCUUCCAUUAUUACUGCCCUUUAUAACCCUAGACACUCUAUCCGUACAGAAGAACACACUCAGAUAUCUGAGAAGGAAUUAGAUUUAGAGCUAUUUACAGAACUACAAAAAAAUGAUACAAUAUGCAUGUUCAAAGCACCUCUACAGAACUGUACAACGGACCUAGAGGCAAUAGAACAAGUGAUUAGUGCACAUCCCAUGACACAGUAUCAAAUCAUUAUGUUGCAGAAAUUUACAACCUCUAUCCUUCAGAACCUUGCUUUUAUAUUACAGAUGAUGACUUGUGCAUCUGAAAACAAACUGAUGUAUAGAGCUGACAUGAUACUCUGUCACAUGCUGAAAUUAGCCGCCAAGUUUGGUUGUAUCUCUGACAUGCUGUACAUAGCUAUGUAUUAUUACAAAACACUUAGAUACAAGAAAGCUUUAUCUAUAAUAGACGUGGUGAAGGUUAAGUUAGCACACCCAUGUGUGAUAUAUAACUCUAAUGUAGAUGCAGAGAUGUAUAUAGAGACUGUAGGAGGACAACCCUUGUCUACAAAGAUGAAACAAGCGGUAGCACAGGACAUCAAACUUGAAAACCUAAUCUGUUAUAUUUGUGAAUUAAUACCAGAACAACAGUCUGGUCUAGAGGACACAACUUUUUUCUUAUCUGUCCCACUCUUUGUGCUGUUACACAUGCUAGAGAUCUUGUGUUACAGACAGAUAGAUACAAUAAGAGCACAAACAGCUCUAGAUGAUCUACAGACUCUAGUUCACUAUGAUCAGGGACAGUUUGUAUAUUCAGAUCUCAGAGACAUAUCCUGGCAGAUACUUGGAAUCUGUCAACAGCUGACAGGGAACCUACAGGAUGCUUGGUACUCAUAUCAACGAUCUCUCAGACAACGACAUUUGAUAAAUAGAAUACAAAAAGCUACAAUAAUGAGAAUACAGAAUAUUUGUCAAUAAACAUCAUUGAAUUGUUACUUAACGAAUCUCAGACAUUGGUAAAAGUUUACAUAAUCAAUACAGUUUUAUAUUUCUUUUUAUUCUGAAUGCCCUGAAUGACCUUUGUUUUAAGUUUGCAUUUUUUGUUGCGUAUUACUAAACAAACGAACGGUACUGCCCAUAGAAAACUAAGCUGUUGAAGAAAUUACUAACUUAAGCACCCUGUUGACUUUAAUUUCAGCAAUGAUUAACAAGAUUUUAAUUAUGUUGUUUUGCUUACU